Messenger RNA from Porites lobata, 5997 nucleotides. The record is from the annotation of a GenBank genome assembly. NCBI's taxonomy places the organism in Eukaryota, Metazoa, Cnidaria, Anthozoa, Scleractinia, Poritidae.
CACAAAUAGGCGUAUAAUCCUUCAUCAAGACGUGAUUUCGCUGGUCACUGUGAGCACCACACAUUUAGUUGCACGCCAAUAUCACAAACAGCACAUAAUCAAACUGUCUUGCACAGAGAAAGGAUCUCUUACGAAACGCAAUCAUGGAUUUCGGUUGGCAUGGCUAUACAUACCCUUGCAUGGGAUGCCCACAUUGUCUGGUAUCGCGAUUUAUGGAAGGUAGUAAGAAUUCUUUGACAUCUUCAGAUUUUAUUCCUUGAACUUCAAACCGUGUUUAAUCGUUUCUGUUCAUAUAGUGGUCAACAAAAAUUCGAAAUGUCUUUCAUCGGUAAAAUUGUAUAAAAUGUAUAGUACUGCGCAAAUGUUCUGCUAAAUAGGUUUUAUUUUAAUGGUAACACCACAGAAUUUUGUCCAAAACUGCAGCAGUAUCUCAUCCAACCUUAGCACUGGGGUGGAACACUGGUCAUUUCAUUCAAUUACUAGCUUAAUACUGAACGCAGGCUUACAUUUAGUGCACUAUAACGAGGAAUGAAGUUUAUCUGUAUUUUGUAAAGUAACGCAAAGGUUUGUCAAGUAAAAGUUUCGCUGAACGAUUUCUCAAAAAACGGAACCACUGUUAUCAAACUGAGGUGUUUACGAGAUUAGAGUAAACAUUAUUCCUUAUUAAAAUUACCAUACGCCAAUUCUUAAGAUGACUGAGAAUUUACUGUACACUGACUGUUAAAACUUGUGCGGACAACUUUUCUUUAUGAUGAGUUCUUAGAAGAAUCAUAGGGUAUUUAUGUAUAAUUGAAGUUUUUGAAGAAGAAAAACUGUGAUACGUUUAGCCCUACUGUGUUUCUUUUGUCCUGCUUAACUUUUCAGUUCAUAGCAUGGCACCAUCGAACGUUGCAUUACAGUGCAUCAUGGUGGUUUCAGUUCCGUUUCUAUUUCAAGGAAAGAGGACUAUUCUCUUUCCUCUCUUAAGGAACCUAUGAAAUAUUGUCGGUGGACCCUUUUAAUACAUCUUAGAAAGUAUCCAAGAGCCUUGAUGCAAGGGGGAAGACCUGCCAAGCUGGCCUGAAAACAUUCUUGUUUUUCAUUGUUCACAUGGACAAUAAUUUUUUUCUUUACUUAACAGCUCCCCCAAGAAAACAGCGACGAGAAAGAACAACUUUCACAAAGGCGCAGCUGAAACUUCUGGACGAGCUGUUCGCCAAAACAAAAUAUCCUGACAUCUUCAUGAGAGAGGAAAUCGCCAUGAAAAUAAAUUUGCCAGAAAGUCGAGUACAGGUGAGAACACGGUGUUUGAAGCCGGGGGCUAUUGCCCGCGCCAUUGAUUUGUUUUGCAAGAUAAAUUUUGUUUGUACUCCAAGUAUGCAAAAGCCUUUAACGUGAAUUUGCUCUAAUGCCAUUGCCAAUAAGUGGCUUUAAAACAAGAAGGCGUGCAUUUUGUCCUUUGUCCUAAACAGGGUAAUACAAUUGAGGAUGUUGUGCUGAACAGCGUAUGUAUUUUACGACGUUUUUGUCCUAAACAGGGUCAGGGUCUCCAAACCUCAGCGGCUUACCUAUACCCACAUUUUGGUCGAGUACCUCCCCCGGGAGCCUUAAGGUCUGUUACUGACUCGAACUGACCAAAAGCCCUCUGUGAUUUGACUACAGCUUUAGCUGAUCUGAUACCAAUCUACUUUGAUGAGUUUUAAGCUCGUUACAACUCAAACAGGUACAACCAAAGGGUCGUACAAACUUAAGAAAAAUACUUGAAGAAGCAAAGUUCGGACAAUUCGACCUCCCUUAAUGAGAUUUUUUCCAAGCCUUUUUUCACUCAUAUUCAAGUUACAAAAAGGAUUUAUUGUCUGCAGAUGUAAAAUUUGGCAGCCCACUUUAUAAUUGUUAAUGGUUCUCUUCAUUUUUCAUAUCAGUAUUACUUGAACUGGUUUUGGGAAAGUUUUAUAGGAUCAACAAGGGAAGUAAAUAUCGAUAUCUUUUCAGGAAAUAGGUAUUAUUUUCCACAUUGACGGUAUUACUUUAAUAGGCAAUCACGUAGCAAUGAGACAAGAAGCACGUCAAACAGCGUAUUAAUUCGUUUUAUACUUCAACGUAAUCAGGAAAAAUUUAAGUCAUUUUCCGCUCAUCAGUUAUUUGACACUAAGGAACUUAUUUUUAGGCUCUAGAUGACAAGUUUCAUCCCAGAAAACUAUAAUGGGGGCACAUGUUAAUUUCAUUCUCACCCGUCGUGACAACUUGCAUUUACGAGCGUUUACUGAAAUAUGUUCCCUUCAGAACAGCUUUUAAAAGCGCCGUUUCUCACAUUAUAUAAGUGGAAAUUCAAUACACAAAGAGUUCAAAUAAAAUGUUUGAAAGCUAAAGGGUGUUUAAAAUCGGGUGUUGAGAUGGAGGCUGAAACAGUUUGAAAAACAUGACAUUGUCUACGGAAAGCAUUUCUUAUCAAGCAACAAAUUUCGCAGUUACCAAAGACAGUUAUUUAAGAUUCAUCGAAAAAGAGCAUGGCAUAAUGGCAUGGGAAGCUGUCAUAUAUAUUUUUUUAUUUCUAUAAAUGAAACCACUUUAUCAUCUGAGUAUCUUCUUAUGACAAAGCUAUCGGCUAUGACUGUCAAAAUGGUGAAAGCGUCAUUCAGUGGAGUCAGUGCUAAAAAAAAAGAGUUAAUCUCCUUCCGCUGUAGCAGGAUCGCCUUAACCUUAAGCAGCCGUAUUUUUCCGCAAACGCUCUUGCGACAAAGUAUAACUGUACAAAGGAAUUCCCUACUUGGAAAAAAUAAACAAACAGAAAAAAAAAAGAGAAAAAUACAACAAUAAAAUACAAGCAAAUGACAGGAAAUCUUUAAUCUAGGAUCUUUUGUGCUUACUUUCAAUAUCUUGAGGUUUGUUUCUCAUUUGGAGAAUAAAACAGUCGACUGACUCUAUUAUGAUACACAGACAUAACAGGCCUUCGUGACUAGUAUUCUAUUUAUAAAGCACAACCACUGAAAUACACGAAAUCUAUUAAGCAUGUCCCCUGUAGUUUUCUGCAGAAAUGUAUAUUAUCCUGUAUAAAGUAGUUUUAAUUCCUUGCGGGGCUCGUGAAUGAAGACCUGAUUUAUGACCAUUUAAACUAAGCUGCUUAGGCAGCUGCUUUCCUGUUUAUUCCUUCUGCUGUUUGUUAUUUUGGACAAGGAUUAGGCUAAUAUUUUCUCUGAAAGCUUAAGACUGCAAGAGCGCUACACUUAAAAAUUUAGAUUCUAAAAGAAAGUCGAACCUGCCGACACAAGGGUCUUUGGAACGCCCCUAUGUUUGUACUUGGUUGACACACCACAAAUCUUACUAAGAGGCGUAGCAAAAAAGAAAUUUUUAUCAAAACGCUGAUAGCAAACAUUCAAUUAAUUAGCUGCAAAUUGACCACAGUUUAACUUGUGCAAAGUCUGUCGCUUAUUACAGAAUUCCUGAUUAGCGAUAUAAUCUAAUCGCAAAAUGAUAUGUCUUGACAACCUUGUACGAAACUUUCGACGAGCACGAAAAUUCAGAUUUGGCUAAAAUGAGAAUUUCUUUUUUUCUUGUGAUUUCAACAAAGUGCGACAACCUGACAAAGAAUAAGCAUUUCUCUCUUUCUUCUGGAGUAACCAAAACAAAACUCGUACAUAUAAAAAAUAUGCUUAAACAGGGUUAGCGUGAGCACCGCAUAAUGUGUUUAUGGUUUUAAGCUAUCUUUUAAAAUCGCGAGGUAGAUAAACUCACGCGAAGUUGUUAUGCACGACAUGAAAACUAAAUAAAAAACAAAGUGAAAUUGAUGUCUUUCAGUCCGGUAAAUGGAUUUAGGGUGGAACUGCUUGUGAAUAGUAAUUUCUUUAUUUCACUUUGUUUUUUUACUUUUACUAUCUUCUACGUCGAGUUGUAACCUUCAAGCCGCAGGUAAAAGACUUAAUUUCUUGAAAACAAACUGGAGCACCUUACGGAAUACUACCUAUGAGGUUUUCUUAAAUAGUAACAUCAUGCAUGGUAUUCCAUCCCUAUACUAACAGAAGUAAGAACACUUAAUCUUGCAAGAGGAAAAACUAAACGAACUGAACAACUUCUGGGAGGAAAAAUUCACAAAACUUGACAUACAAUUUGUAGUGCUUUUGGAGUUUCUUCGUCCACCAAAGUAAUGCAGAGAAAAUUAGAAUAACUAAGGGUCACCUCUCCGAUAUGAACAUACAAAUUCUCCAAAUUGAUCUCCCUACAUUUCCUAACAGAAUUAGAAAGCGAAAUUUAAUAAGGAUGAUGAUUGUAUUGCUUCUCAUAACCUCUUCUUUUGAUGUUGUAUGGUUAUUGUUACGAAUAAAUUGAUUUUAGACACUCUUGGCUAAAACCAAAUGCCGUGCAACAAGUUAUACUCACAGCACCUUGCUCGCUUUGCCCUUUGUUCUUAUUAUUGCUCUGAACAUUUGGCUUUUGUUUUGCAUUAAUAUCCUAGUUGGAGCAUUCUUAAACUUAAAAAUGUUCCACCCUAUGCAACCGCCAAAUCGUGAUGUGCCACAUAUACGCAAAAAUAAGUCGUAACGUGGAUACCUCGCUACCCCGAGGACAACUCUUUUUUUUUUUUCGAGUAGUUCAUGACUCUGCCAGUAGGUCGAUCUUGGCAUGGGUUAAGCUUUUCACUCCCAGAGGUGGCCAAAGUCAAUUUAGCAAGAUUUCAAAUGGUCAUUUUGUAAAAUGCUUUAAAACUACUACCAACAUCUGAAAGUACUGCCAAAGAGGUUACAUUUGCUCAGUGACUUUCAUUUGAAUGGUCGCACCAUAGGAUUUCAUACACGGACUCAAAAGUUAGAGCCACCUUAUACACUAUAAUGAACGGUACCACAAGAAAAUACUGUUCAGUAGCUUUCAUUUAAAUGGUCACACCAUAGGAUUUUAUUCAUAGACACAAAAGUUAGAACCGCCUUGUACAGCAUAAUAAACAGUACCACGGAAAAGUACUGCUCAGUAGCUUUCAUUUGAAUGCUCACACCAAGGAUUUUCUCCACAGACUCAAACGUUCAAGCCACCUCAUAAACAGUACCACAGAAAAUUACUGCUCAGUAGCUUUCAUUUAAUUGUUCACAUCGUAGCAUUUUGAUUAGAGACUUAAACGUUGGAGCAACCAUACAGGUUUCUAUCACUCACUCUGGAAGUGAAGGAUUAAUUGAUCAUAAUUAGCUUAAUUUUUUCGGGAAUUCAUUACUAACAUGCUACCAGCGAAAAAUAAAUUCCCUUGCACUAUCGUAUAGAGCCUUUUCACAUGACUUCACGUCCGCCAUUCUGGUGUCCCGAAACAUUAAAUCGGCGGCCAUGUUGGUGUCCCAAACCAAUCCUUAUGAGAGUUGAACUGAUUUCUCACGCUAACGCUUUCUUUUGAGGUAAUAAGUAUGCUAGCUGAUGGCCACAUGAGUAAAAACGGUCUAUCAUAACCCCGUUUUAUCAAACCUAUACACAUGUAUACAAUUACAUUGAAUUUCGUUUUAUUCGUUUCAAAGGUGUGGUUUAAAAACCGAAGGGCGAAGUUUCGACAACAAAAGAAGCAGCAGCAAGGAGCUCAGAGUAAGCCAAAAUCGCCAGUGAAGGCAAGAACCCCCACACCACCUCUUCAACAAGUUGAAGAUCCACCAAAGGCAUCCAGUCAAGCUCCUCCGUUACAACAGUUGAAUAACUUCACGUUCAGUGGCCCAUCAUGGACGAGCAAACACAACAUUCAUCAAGGAUUGACCAACAACACCCAGAGACACGACAAUUACCAGAAGUUUCUCAACAACAACAUGAAUGCUUUUCCAGGGGCUCUCUUUCCCGCUUCCCAGCCUCGUUUUAAUGCAAGCCACGAACAAUAUUUUCCUUAUAUGGGAAACGUUGGUCCAAUGCCAGGCUACCUGGCAAGAAAUCGACUAGAGUCGUCGCCCAUGAUGUGUUAAAAAAGACGUCUUAAGAAGAAACGUUUCUACAAUAUUCAAUAAGUGAAUUACAAUGCCUGCUAAUGCCCUUGGGUCCAGUCAGAAACCGCGAAUGGACACG